GGUACUAGGCCAUCCGCGGCUCUCGCCAACGCGGCGUCCCCACGCACCGAAACAAUGUGUUGAGUUUGCGCCUAGGACAGGCGACCACUCAUGACGGUGUAACACGCAGCACGCACACACUGGCGGUGCGCAGUCCGCACGUGCGUACCGGUACCAAGCUCAUAAGGCACAUGUCUCGCCAACAUCACGCGCGGCUGGAAGGACCACUGCCCAUCGCCACAUCCCCACCACUACUGACGCCGCCACCGCCCUGCCGCACUGCACCCUCACCCGCCGCCCGGCCGCCGCCCUUGGGCGCACCGUCGCUGCCGGACUGCCGCACCGCACCCUCACCGGCGGCGCCGCCGCCCUCCACCACCACCCGGCCACCCCCGGCCCUCUCCAACUGCUGCAUCACACCCAUUGCCUCGUCAAUGGCACCGCGGCCCGCUGCUGGCGCGCCGCCGCCACUGGGUACAACGGUACGGGUGAGAUGCAGGACUUGCAUCCGCUAAAAUAAUAAUGUGGUCUUGGGUUAGUCUAGCAAUUCGUCUCACGGUUAGUCCGGUGGCGCAGGGGAAGCUACAGAGCUUUCCUUUUGUAGUGAAUCAGUAAUGAUGCGGAUGAGCGCCUGUGCCAACAGUACGUGUGCGGGUGGUGGUGGUGGUGGUAAAUGUGAACAUGAGACGUGUCGUGUCCUACGCGAUGAAGCAUUAAUCGAGUGAUCAUGCGAGGUACAUCAAAGGUACUUCGGAUGCGUACUAGUGAGCAUUGUAGCAAUGGAGUUUUGCUUUCCCAAGUGAUGCGUAGCACUGACUGGCGAAUACCGUGAGUGCUGGUGUGUGCUUUAAUUUAUACACGUACAAAGGAGUACAGACCCACAUUAUGUUGGGACAGAGUCUUCGUAAUGCCGUGUGUGGACAAGAGGGCGAACAAGGUACUGAUGGGACAGAGUUUAGCUAGGUGGGCAGGCAAGGACAGGGGAGCAGGACGAAUGACGCGUGGCGUGUGGCGGGCUGGUAGAUGGCACGCAUGAAGUGCAUGGCAAGGAGGCAUUGCGCAUGAAGGGCUCUGCAAGAAAGUGUCGAGAGCAGACGGCGACACAGGAUGAUGUGCUAGGGGCAUGUGGAAGUCGGGAGGCAACAGGAAGCGGGCGGGGCCGCGCGGGGAGGCGACAUCAGGGUGCACAACGUGAAGGGCUCUCCCCUGGUGCACAACCAUGUAACACUACAGGCAU
Chlamydomonas reinhardtii is the source of this 1216-nucleotide messenger RNA. RefSeq lists its product as uncharacterized. Bases 171 to 494 code for a protein of 107 amino acids. The transcript has a single exon. The record is from RefSeq and is a predicted model, not a curated record. NCBI's taxonomy places the organism in Eukaryota, Viridiplantae, Chlorophyta, Chlorophyceae, Chlamydomonadales, Chlamydomonadaceae.